AUGGAACCGCUACCCUCCACCCAAGACACCCACCAAGGUGCUGCUGGUGCCACAGAUCCGAGUCGCCCCGGCCACAGACGCAUGUCUUCUGGCGGCGGCCUCCUCUCUAAACUCUCCUUCAUGCGCGCCCAUCCCUCCGAACACCACGAGCACGACGGCCCAGGCCAGCAGCGCGAGAAGGAGAACCGAUCUCCUGCGUCUACCAUAUACAUGCCCAUCCCGCGGCCGCCAUCCUCGAUUGCCACCGCACUGCAGCAGCAGAAGACGAGGCGCCGCCGCGGAUCCCUCAGAAAAGUGGCCCUCCUUGGCCGCGGCGCCCAGCGCGAGCGGCGCGAGGCCCACCGCGCCAGCCUGAGCAUCGAUGUGAAGCAGGCAGAGACAUACAGCAUGAGCACACCCACGGAGGAGGGCGGCUCCUUCGGGCUAGGCAUAUCCGAUAUCACACCCCGGCCCUCGAUGGACGGCUACGCGAGCCGCAACGCGCCCGCCGUGACGGCCGCCACCAACCUGCUGCGCGACGGCGCGGCGCCCGGGGCAUCCGCUGCCCAGACCCUGCCGAAGCCCAAAGUCGAGGUCGACGAGCCGACGCCCACAAGCCCCACGAUGAGCUACACCACGACGGACGACGAGGACAUGCUGCACAUAGGGAGGAACGCGGGCAGCAGGAAGGGGCCAGAGCUGGCGAGCCUGAGCUCCGGGUCAGACGGCUACUUUUGUUCCUUGCCGCGCCGACGGACAAUCAGCCGGGCUAGGUCACCUCUGAGCCUUUCUGGGCUGGCAUCUACGCCUCUGCUCCCUACGGACGACGACUGGGACUACUCGGAGACGGAGUGGUGGGGCUGGGUGAUCUUGGUCGUCACAUGGGUGGUGUUUGUGAUCGGUAUGGGCUCGUGCUUCAGCAUCUGGAACUGGGCUUGGGACGUCGGCACGACGCCGUACGCACCGCCCGAGCUGGAGGAUGACCCCACGCUGCCCAUCACGGGGUAUUAUCCGGCCUUGAUCAUACUGACGUGUGUGAUGGCCUGGGUGUGGGUUGUUAUCGCGUGGGUGGGCAUGAAAUACUUCAGACACGCAAAGAUAAGCGGGGACUGA
Messenger RNA from Diaporthe citri, 1092 nucleotides. RefSeq lists its product as uncharacterized. NCBI's taxonomy places the organism in Eukaryota, Fungi, Ascomycota, Sordariomycetes, Diaporthales, Diaporthaceae. The record is from RefSeq and is a predicted model, not a curated record. The transcript has a single exon. The coding region runs from base 1 to 1092 and encodes 363 amino acids.